This is a messenger RNA of Soboliphyme baturini, 1344 nucleotides long. Lineage: Eukaryota; Metazoa; Nematoda; Enoplea; Dioctophymatida; Soboliphymatidae. The record is from the annotation of a GenBank genome assembly.
GGCAAACAUAUUCAUUCCUACCGUGCGCAGUUAAGAAUGGUCAAUGUUGCGGUCAUUGGUUGUGCUCAUGGAGAGCUGGACAAUAUCUUUCACCUGGUCAGGUACAUGAUGACCCAGAAGAAUGUCGCGAUCGAUCUGUUGAUUUGCUGCGGUGAUUUUCAGGCGGUUCGUAACCGUCAAGAGAUGGAAUCGAUGGCCGUACCGGCGAAAUUUCGUCGCAUGACCGAUUUCCAUCGAUAUUAUGAUGGCAGUGCACAAGCGCCAGUGCUGACGAUUUUCGUUGGCGGCAACCACGAGGCAUCCAGCUAUAUGGCAGAACUUCCUUACGGUGGAUGGGUGGCACCAAAUAUCUAUUACUUAGGCAUUGCGGGCGUGGUGAACGUAUGCGGACUGAGGAUUGCAGGCUUGUCAGGCAUAUAUAAAAGCCAUGACUAUUACAGAGGUCACUUUGAGGUUCCGCCGUAUUCCAAUAGCACUGUCAGAAGUGUGUACCAUACAAGAUCUGAGGAUGUGUUUCGACUGAAGUGUAUCCGACAGCCGAUCGACGUGUUCGUUUCACACGAAUGGCCUCUAGGCAUCCAUCAUUUCGGCGAUUACUCGACUCUUUUCACUAGGAAGCCGUUUCUACGGGACGAUGCAGAAAACGAUCAACUGGGCAGUCCACCUGGUCGCGAAUUGCUGGAACAGUUGAAACCUAGGUUUUGGUUUGCGGCUCACUUACAUGUGAAGUUCGCCGCAUUCUGCGAUCAUGGGGCAGGGCGUUCUACUCGGUUUUUGGCUCUUGACAAAUGCCUGCCUCACCGUAAAUUCGCCCAGGUUGUCCAGAUCCCGACUUCUGGCGCCGAAAACGUUCCGGCAAAAUUGAUGUAUGAUCUCGAAUGGUUGGCCAUCCUUCGUCAGACCGACCAUUUGAUGAAAUCGUUUGUGAAAACCGCCCCGGCAGAAGCUGAUCUUAAUGGACACACAACUGUGCUUCCGUUUUAUCUCAACCCCCAGACAAAAAUCUUUUGUGACAAACUCGGUAUUACGGAUAUUCCAUCGAUUUUGCAGAAACGGGUGCCAACAUCUGUUUCAAGCAAGGAAAGCAAAGAUGAUCCUAGUGGAUCAUCUUCAAUAUUCGACUCGUUCCUUUCAUCCACCACCGCGACCUUUUCAGAGUCCAGUUUCAAUCCAGAUGAAAUAUUAUUGGACGAAACUGGCUCGGAAGCGGUCGAGAAAGAAAUAUCCACUUGUGAAAAUGAUCUGUCUUUCGCGGGGUUAAAGCGAGUUAUUUCAUGUGACUCUGGCGCACCUGCCAUGCUGAAACGUAGGAAUGAAUCGAUUUAUUCCGAUACCCCUGAGUAG